This is a messenger RNA of Danio aesculapii, 3761 nucleotides long. Its product is annotated as gastrula zinc finger protein XlCGF57.1-like. The coding region runs from base 244 to 2106 and encodes 620 amino acids. Lineage: Eukaryota; Metazoa; Chordata; Actinopteri; Cypriniformes; Danionidae. The record is from RefSeq and is a predicted model, not a curated record. The transcript is spliced from 2 exons.
AUGACGCAGAUUUUAGUCGCGGUUACGUCAUUGGCGCGACGCCAUCUAGCAACAAAUCUUCCAACCUCUGGCUUCUCUUGAAAAUUAGAUGGAAAUGCAAACAAAUCUUUUACUGAAACCACGCGGAUUUUACGGGUUGAAAAGCUUUCCAUGUCGAAUAGGGGAUUUGAAACAGAUUAGCAAAGUUUUGUAUUUUUCACGAGUCAAAUGUUUUGAAAACGAGCUCUGUUUACAAGUGAAGAAAUGCAUUCAUACGAUCAGGGCGAACAGAAACCAUUAAAGACAGAGUUUAUUGAAGAUUACAGUGAGAACAGGAGUGAUCCAGAACCCUUCAGUGUGAAGAAUGAAGACACCGAAGGACAGAAAGGUCCGAUGGAAGACAGUAAGGAGAGUGAAGAACUGAAUGAAUUGGAGGACAAACAACACAUCAAAACUGAAGAAAUAACUUUAAGUUGCUUUCAGAUUGAAAGUGAAUUUCCCCUGACGCAAACAGCUAACAAAAAAUUCACCUGCUCUCAGUGUGGAAAAAGUUUCUCAUAUAAAGUAAGUCUCGCACGUCAUAUGACCAUUCAUACUGGAGAAAAGAAGCACACAUGUGAUCAGUGUGGGAAAAAAUUCCCAUACAAAGGAAGUCUUGCACAUCACAUCAGAAUUCACACUGGAGAAAAGAACUACCUAUGUGAUCAGUGUGGAAAAAGAUUCCUGUCUAAAAAAAGGCUUCAAGCUCACAUGAGAAUUCACACUGGAGAAAAACCUUUCACAUGUGAUCAAUGUGGGAAGAGGUUUCGAAUUAAAGGACAACUUAAACGUCAUAUAGCAAUUCACAGUGGAGACAAACCACAUACAUGUAUUCAUUGUGGGUGGAGGUUUACACAAAAAGGACACUUAAUUGAUCACAUGAAAAUCCACACUGGAGAAAAGCCGUACACAUGUGACCAGUGUGGGAAGAGUUACCCAUUCAACGCAAGUCUUAAGAAACACAUGGUGGUUCACACCGGAGAGAGGCUGCAUACGUGCGAUCAAUGUGGGAAGAGUUUCGCAACAAGGGGAGCUCUCAAUGUUCACAUAAAAAGCCACAGCGGAGAGAAGCCGCACACAUGCGAACAAUGUGGGAAGAGUUUCAAGCAGAUAACACCACUUAAUAAUCACAUGAAAAUCCACACUGGAGAAAAGCUGCACACGUGUGAUCAGUGUGGUAAAGGUUUUCCAUAUAAAGCAAGUCUUAAACAUCACAUGAGCAUUCAUAGUGGAGAAAAGACACACACGUGUGAUCAUUGCGGGAGGAGCUUUGCACAAAAAGGAAAUCUUAAAGAUCACAUGAAAAUCCACACAGGAGAAAAGCCGUACACAUGUGAUCAGUGCGGGAAGAGUUUCCGGUUCAAAGGCCAUCUUAAGAAACACUUGGCAAUCCAUACUGGAGAGAAACCACACAAAUGUGAUCAGUGCGGGAUGUGCUUUGCAUGCAUUGGAGUUCUUAAUAAGCACAUGGUAGUUCAUUCUGGAGUAAAGGCGCACAAAUGUGAUCAGUGUGAUAAGAGGUUUACACACAAAGAAAGUCUCAAACGUCACAUGAGUCUUCAUAGUGGAGAGAACCUGCAGGCGUGUGACCGGUGUGAGAAGAGUUUUACGAACAAGGGACGUUUUAAUGAACACAUGAAAAUCCACACAGGAGAAAAGCCGCACGCUUGUGAUCAAUGUGGGAAGAGUUUCUCGAUAAAAGGAAACCUUAAAGAUCACAUGAAAAUCCACAGUGGAGAGAAGCCGUACUCUCGUGAGCAAUGUAGGAAGAGUUUCAUAUCCAACGCAAAACUUACAAAGCACAUGAAAAUCCACACAGGAGAGAAGCCGUACACGUGUGAUCAGUGCAAGAAGAGUUUCACACAGGCAAACAAUCUUAAAAUGCAUAUUCGCUCUCAUACUGGAGAAAGACCGUAUAACUGUGAUCAGUGCAGCAAAACAUUUGCUGGACCAGGAAACCUGAAGAACCACCUGAAAGUUCACACACAGGAGAAACCUCACGUGUGUUUGUGUGGAAAGAGUUUUCCACGACUGACUGCUUUAAAGUUACACCAGAAAAGGCAUUGUUCAUACUGUGACGAGAUUUGAUCCAUAUUGGAGAAAAGCUGGACAAAUGUGCAUGGAGAGUUUUGCACAAGCAAAUCGUCUUAAAUUAUAACUGUUUAAGUGUGAUCAGUGAGAUUUAUUAUUUUUUUUAUUUACUUAUUUAUUAGAUUCCCAGCUGCAAAAUAAAAAGAAAUUUCAUACACAGUUAAAGUCAGAAUUAUUAGCCUACCUUUUUAUUUUUUUAUUUAUUUAUAUUUCCCAAAUGAUGUUUAACAGAGCAAGGAAAUUUUCACAGUAUGUCUGAUAAUAGUUUUUUUUCUUCUAGAGAAAGUCUUAUUUGUUUUAUUUUGGCUAGAAUAAAAGCAGUUGUAAAAAUUAAAAAAAAAACAUUUUAAGGUCAAAAUUAUUAGCCCCUUUAAGCUAUAUAUUUUUUGAUAUUCUAUAGAACAAACCAUCGUUAUACAAUAACUUGCCAAAUUAUCCUAACCUGCCUAGUUAACCUAAUUAACCUAGUUAAGCCUUUAAAUGUCAUUUAAAGCUGUAUAGAAGUGUCGUGAAAAAUAUCUAGUCAAAUAUUAUUUACUGUCAUCAUGACAAAGAUAAAAUAAAUCAGUUAUUAGAGAUGAGUUAUUAAAACUAUUAUGAUUAUAAAUGUGUUGAAUAAAAAUCUCUCAGUUAAACAGAAAAUGGGGAAAAAAAUAGACAGGGGGGCUAAUAAUUCUGACUUUAACUGUAUAUGAAAAGCCAUGUGGUCUCUUUGUGGAAAGUUUUUUUUUGUGACCCUUUAACUCUGCUAUGGUUUACACUACACAGCAUUGUUGGUUUACAAAAAAAAUCAAACAAACAUAAUCCUGUUGCACUACUACACUUGAUGUUGGUUUUAUUGUAAAAAAAAAAUAAAUAAAUCCAAGACAACGUGUUAAAUGAGAAUCUGAAAUAUUUUAAGCCAUAGGUCAAAAAAAAGGAGGAUUUAGUGUUCAAAAAUGUUUAUUUUGAUAAGUUUUAUUUUGAUAAUAAGUUUUUAAAAAGUUGCAAUCGACAUCAUUCUUGCUCGAAGAAUAAAGCCAUACAAGUUAUACACGUAUCACGUCUUAUGUGAACUCAAGUUAUUUUUUAUAUAGAUGCGCAGCAAAAUGUGCUAAAAGAGAGAAAGCGGCACCACUUUGCCUUUCCUCAUAUUUUUAGAUACCCCUGUAAACAACAACUGAGGAGAUGAAAAAUUGUAUUUUUUUCGUUAUUUUAAGUUUUAAGAUAAAAAGUUUAUAUUAAACAUUUCUAUUUAUAAAUGAGCAAUUAAACAUUUUUUUAGGUUGUCUCCACUAGUCUUACUAGUAUUGCAUUCAUUCAACCAUGGUGAACGCACAGAGAAUAAAGGCUCGUGCUUUUGCACUCCUUCAUUUCGGACACUGCGAGAAUCAGCUUUUCUCCCAUGGUGCACAACAAAACUGAAAAUUCUGUGUGACAGCCACAAGGGGGCGUAUUCCGACAGUUAUGUCCAAAUGUCAUGUGCAGUGGAAAGGCGACUUCAGACUGGCCUUGAGUUCCAGAAAAAGCUCCAUAGGGAUUAAAGGAAAGGUGUUGAUAGUAGAAGAAGAGUGGCCAUGAUGACAGUUUCUUCACUAAGCUUAUUUAUCAAAUGAAGUCAUGUCUUUCAUGCUUUAUGAUGUGCAGCAACGAAUGACUUUGGAUGGCUUUUU